CAUAUAUAUUAAAUCCAUUAUAUGCGCACCGUUAUUUAAGCGACAAAGCUGUUUGGAAUAUCAAAGGAUUCCGGUCUGAAUCGUUAUUUCGCUGUUAUGCGAAUAAUCAAAAGAUUGACAGUGAGAAAGAUGAACUAAAAUUCGAUAAAAUGAAGCAAAGUAUCUACCUUCUGCUUGCAUUCUUAGCUUUUUCCAGUGGUGAAUUUAGCUCGGAAACUUAUCACAAUCAACGAGAACCCAAAAAUGAGAUAAAUCGCAAGGAUGAUAACGAAUCAAGAAACCGUACAACUCAAGACAAUUCUCCUUCUUGGUUCGAAUGUGAGAAACCAGGUUUUUACGCCGAUGAACACGAUUGUAGAAAAUAUUACAUAUGCGUGAGAGUUGAAAACAAACAUUCUAAAUUUCGUCGAUCUAUUUAUCAAUGUGACGCCAACAAAGUUUUCUCGGAUGUACAUAUGAAUUGUACGCUACCUCAAGAAAGCGGGAGAGCGGAAUGCGGUGGUUCUGUCUCUUCGGAGCAAGAAGAUAUUUCAGAGGAUAGUGGAACCGAAGAAGAUAGCAAUAUCUCAGACACUUCUAGUCAGGAAAACCGUGAAAAAAAAGAAUCAAAUUACCAAUACAACAGAUAUAACAAAACUAAUAAAAAUAAGAAAAACACUACUUACAAUAACAGAGAAAGAAAUAAUCGAAACAGAUCUAGAAGAAAUCAAAAUAAAAGAAAUAAAGAUCAUAGUAGCAGCGAAGAAAUCAGAGAAAAUGAAAACACCGAUCACAAAGACAGAGAAAAGCGUCGAGAUAGCAAAGAAACCAAGGAUAACAAUAAUUCUAUCAGCGAAGAUAAUAAAGACAUCAAUAAUUCUACACAAAAAGAUAAAAAAAACUCUAAAAAUAAAAAUAAAGGUAAAGAAAUCCAACAUAAACGCAAAAGUAAUAACAGUAGCAGUAGCAGUAGCAGUAGCAGCAGCAGCAGCAGCAGCAGUAGUGAAGAAAGCAACAAAAAAAACAAAGAUAAAGGAAAACACAAAAACAAAAGCAAAGAAAUCCAACAUAAAGACAAAAAUAAUAGUGGCAGUAGCAGCAGCAGUAGUGAAGAAAGCAACGAAAAGCACAAAGAUAAAGGAAAACACAAAAACAAAAGCAAAGAAAUCCAACAUAAAGACAAAAACAAUAGUGGCAGUAGCAGCAGCAGUAGUGAAGAAAGCAACGAAAAGCACAAAGAUAAAGGAAAUCACAAAAACAAAAGCAAAGAAAUCCAACAUAAAGAUAAAAAUAAUAGUAGCAGUAGCAGCAGCAGUAGUAGUGAAGAAAGCAACGAAAAGCACAAAGAUAAAGGAAAACAUAAAAACAAAAGCAAAGAAAAUACAAACAAAAGCAAUAGCAACAGUGAAGAGAACGCAGACAAAAAUACUUCCAAAGACAAAGGAGACCAUAGAGACAAAAAUAAAAGCAAAGAAAACACAAAACAUAAACACAAAGAUAAGAAUCAAAGCAGCAGCAGCAGCAGCAGCAGUAGUAGCAGUAGUAGCAGUAGUGAAGAAAGUAAGGAAAACACAACUCCAAAAAAUAAAGAGAAAAACGAAGAUAACCAUAAGGAUAACGACAAUAAACACAAUAAUAACAAUAAAUCUGAUAACAGCAGCGAAGAGAACAAUGAAAUCACAAAAUCACCACCACACUUAGACAGCAACGAAACCACUAAAAGUGAUAGUGAUAGCAAAGAAAACAUUGAUGAUAAUGGUGCAAAACUACCUUCAAGUGAGAAUCAGUCAAACGACACAGAAGAGAGUAAAAGCAAAGAAAAUAAUGAUGACAGUGAAGUAACAUUAAAACCUCCCAAAGAACAUCCAAAUACUAAAGAGGAGAGCAAAGAAAGCGAAGAUAGUAGAGCAAUACCAGAUCUUCCAAAUGAAAGUAAAGAAGACAAGAAAAGCAACGAAAACAGUAAAGAAAGUCUCUCAACUGAGAAACAACCAAAUGACAAAAAUGAUAGUAAAAGCAAGGAGAUUAGUGAAGAUGGAGGAGCAUCAGGAGAACUCCCGAAAGAGAAACAGUCAGAUAGCACAGAAGAUAGCACAAGUAAGGAGAAUGGAGAAGAUACAUCGCUGGAACAUCCGUCUGAAAACCAAACAGAUAACGAAGAAAACAAUAAAAGUAAGAACAGUGAAGAUAAUGAACCAAUACCUAAACCUCCGACGGAGAAACAACCAGAUAACAAGAGCAAGGAGAACGGAAAAGAUGGUGGAGCAUCACAAGAAUCUCCAAAAGAGAAAGAGUCAGAUAGUACAGAAGAUAGCACAAACAAAGAUGGUAGAGCAUCACAAGAAUUUCCAAAAGAAAAAGAGUCAGAUAGUACAGAAGAUAGCACAAACAAAGAGAACAAAGAAAAUAGUGAUGCAUCGCAAGAAGAUUCGUCUGAAAAACACUCAGAUAGCAAAGAAAACAGUAAAAGUAAAGAAACCAAUGAAGAUGAUGAUGUUACACUAAAACCUCCAACUAAUAAACAGCCAGAUAGCAACGAAGACAAGAAAAGCAAAGAGAAUAGAGAAGAUAGUGGAGCAAUACCAGACCUUCCAAAUGAAAAACAGUCGGAUAGCAUAGAAGACAGUGAAGAAAAUGGAAAAAGUCGUACUACAACGGUGAAAUCGCCGACUGAGAAACAGCCAAAUAAUAAAAACAGUAAGGAGAACGAAGAUGGUAGUACCUCGCAAGAACCUCCGCCUGAAAAACACUUAGAUAGCAAAGAAGAUAAUAAAAGCAAAGAGACCGUUGAGGAUGGUAAAGUAACACGAGAACCUCCAAUUGAGAAACAACCAAAUAGUAAAGAAGACAGCAAAAGCAAGGAGAACAGAGAAGAUGAACAGAGAAGUGAGUCAACGCUAGAACCUCCGACAGAGAAACAACCAAAUAGCAAAGAAGAUAAUAAUAGCAGGAGCAAGGAGAUUGGUAAGGAUGGUGGUGAAACGUCAGAAUCUGAUAAUCAGUCAAAUAGCAAAGAAAAUAGUAUAAGUCAAGAAAACCAAGAGGAUGGAAAAAUAACACCAGAAUCUUCGACUGAGAAACAGUCAGAUAGCAAAGAAGAUAGUACAAGCAAGGAGAACAGAGAAGAUAAUGAAACGCUAGAAUCUUCGAUGGAGAAACAAUCAGGUACUAAACAGAGUGGAAGUAGCGAAGAUAGAGAGAACGAUGGGCAAUCUAACUGCAAAGAUAGGAAAAGUAGUAGUAGCAGUAGUAGUGAGAGUGUGGCAGAUUGUGGAAACAUGAUAGAUAGUUCAAGCAUAGAAGUUUCAAGUAGUACAGAAGAAGUAGACGAACCUGUUUCUACGUGUACUGCUGAAGGUUUCUUACCUGAUCCAAAUAAUUGUACGAAAUUUUACAGAUGCGUUAAAGUGGGACAACAACAGUUCAACAAAAUAGAAUUUGUAUGUCCUCAUGGUACUGUAUGGGAUCAAGACAAAAUAAUUUGUAAUUUUGAAAGUGCUGUUAAGAAAUUAUCAUGCAAGAAGAAAGAAAAUAUGACUGAAAGAGAUGGAAAAAUUAAUAGCAUUGAAGAUGAUAAAAAUUCUCUCGAAUUUCCAACUGCUACUGAACUGCCGAUUUUAUCAACGACUCAAUCUGAAUUGUCUUGUCCUGUUGGAAAGUUAACUGGAGAGCAAAUACUUCUUAUUUGUCCUAGUGGUUUUCGACGUCACCCUAAAUAUUGCAAUCUGUUCUAUCAGUGUACUAUGACAAAGAAUAUAAAUGCUAAGAUUGUCAUGUUGAAGUGUCCUGAAGAUACAAUAUUUGAUGAUACAAGAAUACAGUGUGUGAAGGAAGGAAAGAUGCACAAAGUUCAGGAUGGAUAUACCAACUGUCAGAAGUUUAAUGUAUCAAGUGGUGAUAAGCACAAUUCAUUUGUGGAUGCUUCCACAAGAAGAAUGUGUCCUAGCCAAGGUCAUUUCCCUUAUUGUAAAUGUUGUUCAAAUGCAUAUUAUAAAUGCAAACGCAAUAAGUUGGGUAUUCUCGAAGGUUAUCUUGUUAAAUGUCCAAAAGGAUGGACAUAUUCAAAUAGUUCAAGACGUUGUGAACAUGCUAAGUAUUUUCCAAUGUGCCAACUUCCUGAAAAAGAAAAAGAUAGUCUUUCUAAAGGAUUGUAUAUUGACCAUCAAGAAACAUUUUACAUUGGUAGGAAGCUACCUUAUGGCAACUAUAGAAGAAAAUACAAGCAUCACUAUGUAUAAUAAAUUUUGACUACACUAUGAUCCAUAUGUAUUAAUAUAUAAAGGGGUAAAAAAUAUAACAGUCUUUAUAUUAAAAUGUUUCAUGUGCAACAUUAUUCGCUCUCGAUAUCGAUAUACUUAAAUAUACGAUAGAUAUUACACAAUAGAUAAUAUGUAUAUGUUCAAUUUCUCAAUAUGAUUAUUUAUUUUGCCGCAAAAGAAAGCCUCAUAAACAUCUCCGUCAUAAAAUAUUAUUACUGUCACGUCGCGUGCAACUCGAAAUAACAAUAACAUUAAUUUAAAAAA
Messenger RNA from Pseudomyrmex gracilis, 4502 nucleotides. Its product is annotated as dentin sialophosphoprotein-like. The transcript has 6 exons. Bases 150 to 4217 code for a protein of 1355 amino acids. NCBI's taxonomy places the organism in Eukaryota, Metazoa, Arthropoda, Insecta, Hymenoptera, Formicidae. Gene Ontology annotation, molecular function: chitin binding. Gene Ontology annotation, cellular component: extracellular region. The record is from RefSeq and is a predicted model, not a curated record.